CGAAACUCACACUCUCCUACAUACUACUAUCACUGCGGAACGUUGAUUUCAACCCCAAAAUGUCUUCAAUCAUAUUUGUUCUGCAGGACCCGGUGAUCGUCAGGGAUUUCUUACGGACCAGGACACCGUUCGAGACAGCAAAGACAGCACUUUUCUUUUAUUUCGUCAUAACUCAAUCCCUUAAGCUCUGCAGGCAUGUCCAAGCUCGAGGCAUAACUGACUCUCUGAGAGACUCCUGGACAUGGACCUACAGACAAGUAUUAUUACUAGCGUUGAAAGUACCCUCAGUGCAGAAGGAAGUUCAGCAGCAGAUGAAUCAGGCAAGACUGGAUAUUGAGGGCAAGCUCGUACCACAAGGAGUCGAUGUGUCGCGGCAUCUCGUUCUCCCAGACGAAGGAAAAUCAGUGGGGUGGAUAAUAGCAGAGAUGGAGAAGAUGGAUGGCGAGCUGGGUCCGCAUGCUGAUUGGAAACAUGGGAAAUUAUCAGGGGCAGUCUACCAUGGGGGAGAGGAUCUGUCAAGAGUUAUCGUCGCUGCUUUUGAGCGUUAUACAGUUUCCAACCCUUUGCAUCCGGACGUCUUUCCUGCUGUCCGCAAGAUGGAAGCUGAGAUUGUCUCAAUGUGCCUACGGAUGUACAACAACCCGGAUGGAGCUGGUACUAUGACCUCAGGCGGUACUGAGUCCAUUGUCAUGGCUAUCAAAACAUAUAGAGACUGGGCACGAGAAGUGAAGGGUAUUACGGAGCCUGAGAUGAUUGUUCCAGCAACCGCUCAUGCCGCAUUUGACAAAGGCGCAGCAUACAUGAAAGUAAAAGUCCACUUGAUUCCAGUGGACCCAGUUACUCGAAAAGUAAAUAUCAAACGCGUUCGCAGAGCCAUACAAUUUCCAAUAGCAACCGAAACUACAAUCCUUCUUGUAGGAUCAGCCGUCAAUUUCCCGGAUGGAAAUCAGGACGAUAUAGUUGUUUUGGGCGAACUUGCUGCAAAGCACAAUGUUGGCCUGCAUGUUGACUGUUGCCUUGGGUCCUUCAUCGUGCCAUUCCUAGAGAAAGCAGGUCUAUCUGACGGAGAAGACGGAGGUGUAAGGUAUAAACUCAGUCCAUUCGACUUCAGAGUCCGUGGAGUUACUAGUAUCAGUUGUGACACUCAUAAGUAUGGGUUUGCACCCAAGGGGUCUUCUGUAAUCAUGUAUCGCGACGCUGCGUUACGGCGUCAUCAAUACUAUAUCACACCUUACUGGACAGGUGGAGUCUAUGCCAGCCCGAGUUUGUCAGGCUCCCGACCUGGUGCGUUGAUCGCGGGAACUUGGGCUGCGAUGCAAUACAUGGGAUCAGAUGGUUAUCUCAAGUCCUGCCGCGAAAUUGUUUCGUGCGCGCGUAUGAUUGCCAACACCAUUACAAAUUCCAUUCCGGAACUGUAUGUACUUGGCUCCCCGCCCGCUUCUGUUGUCGCAUUCGGGUCCAAGUCUCCUGAGGUGGACGCCCACGAGGUUGGAGAUGCAAUGUCGAAGAGAGGCUGGCAUCUCAAUGCGCUGACCGGACCGGCCGCGGUACAUAUCGCAUGCACACGCCUUACACUCCCGCUUAUUGAUACGUUCAUAGCAGAUCUCAGGGACUCCGUGCAGGAGGCCAAAUUGACGCCAUCUGGGAAGGGAACGAUGGUUAGGCUCUACGGACUUGGAAAAUCCAGUGCCGUUGGUCCAGAGAUGGUCAGCGAGCUUGCUACGAUGUUCUUGGAUACAUUGUACAAGGCUUGAGGCAAUACUCUGACUUUGCUGCGUAGUUAUGGAGCAGUCUUGUACAUGUG
Molecule: messenger RNA, 1804 nt
Organism: Suillus subaureus
Lineage: Eukaryota; Fungi; Basidiomycota; Agaricomycetes; Boletales; Suillaceae
Product: pyridoxal phosphate-dependent transferase
Exons: 13
Coding region: 60-1754 (564 amino acids)
Biological process (GO): carboxylic acid metabolic process; sphingolipid catabolic process
Cellular component (GO): endoplasmic reticulum
Molecular function (GO): sphinganine-1-phosphate aldolase activity; pyridoxal phosphate binding
Source: RefSeq, a predicted model, not a curated record